AGCCCUUGGCUCCGCACAGUGCAGCCCAUGGCGUGGCUGCAGCAAGUGAGCGCGCGGCUCACUGGCCGUUCUGGUCCAGAAGAGGAGACCUCCAAGAGGCCCUCCACGUCUGGAGUUCCGGCACUGGAACGCCUUGGCCUUGGUUUUCUGAGACCGGCAUCGGCGGCAGAAGAUGAGGACCCACACCUGCCUCCCACUGACACCGUUCGAUCUGGAGCUGCGGUGGAUGGGGAGGCAGAGGCAUCGCCUCCACUUCCGGCGCCCCCAGCGCCACCAGCGGCAGCCGUCGCCUUUGGAAGCGGCCUGGAGAGCGUCAGCAGCCUAUUGGGCUUUAGAAGGGCAGAGGACCCCGGGCCCCUGAAGACAGACACGGCCAGAUCCGAAAAGGCGCCUCCCACGAGUGCAAGCCUCGGCCUCGAGAGUUUCAGCAGUCUUUUAGCCUUUUCCAAGGAACCUGAGAAGUCACCGGACGCCUUCCUUGCAGACAAGGCUUCUCCUGAACCGCAGCCUUUGCCGAGCUCUGCCUUUGGAAGCCUUGGUUUGGACCGUGUGGGCACUUUGCUGGCGUUUGGCUCGACCCUAGACGAGGACCCAACGACAAGGCCUCCAGCUGGGUCUUCGGAUGUUUCUCCUGAGCCAAAGCAGGCGCCUGGCUCUGCCUUCGGAAGCCUUGGUUUGGACCGGGUCAGCAGUUUGCUUCCGUUCAGCUCCCCACCUGCUGCGGAAGAGGACCCAGCGAAAAGGCAUCCAGUUGGCGCUGCUUCUCCAGAACCGCAGACCAUGCCUGGCUCUGCCUUUGGAAGUCUUGGCCUCGACCAUGUCAGCAGUUUACUGGCGUUCAGUGCCCCAUCUGCGCAAGAGGACCCAACGACAAGGCCUCCAGCUGAGUCUUCGGGUGUUUCUCCUGAGCCAAAGCAGGCGCCUGGCUCUGCCUUCGGAAGCCUUGGUUUGGACCGGGUCAGCAGUUUGCUUCCAUUCAGCUCCCCACCUGCUGCGGAAGAGGACCCAGCGAAAAGGCAUUCAGUUGGCGCUGCUUCUCCAGAACCGCAGACCAUGCCUGGCUCUGCCUUUGGAAGUCUUGGCCUCGACCAUGUCAGCAGUUUACUGGCGUUCAGUGCCCCAUCUGCGCAAGAGGACCCAACGACAAGGCCUCCAGCUGGGUCUUCGGGUGUUUCUCCUGAGCCAAAGCAGGCGCCUGGCUCUGCCUUCGGAAGCCUUGGUUUGGACCGGGUCAGCAGUUUGCUUCCACUCAGUUCCCCACCUGCUGCGGAAGAGGACCCAGCGAAAAGUCAUCCAGUUGGCGCUGCUUCUCCAGAACCGCAGGCCAUGCCUGGCUCUGCCUUUGGAAGUCUUGGCCUCGACCAUGUCAGCAGUUUACUGGCGUUCAGUGCUCCAUCUGUGCAAGAGGACCCCAGGAAAAAAGCAGCUGGACCUUCGGCUUCCCCUGAACCACAGCCGCCUGGCUCUGCCUUUGGAAGCCUUGGUUUGGACGUCAGCAGUUUGCUCGCGUUUGGCUCGACCCCUGCAGAAGAGGUUCCGCCGCCACGGCACACGCCGCCACAUGCCUCACGGCCGCCGGAGGAGCCACCCGAAGCCUUCGCCAGCCUGUUUGAGCAUGAUCCUUUGCAAGAAGAGGAGUUGGACGAGGUUCCCACCGCCGCAAAGCCUCACCUGAUCCGCCGGGACCUGCAGAAUGAGGAGGAGCAGCCACUGGAGGAACGUGCCACUGCGUUGCCAGGAGAACUGGCCACUUUGCUGAAACAGGUGGAGCACGAGGUUGCGCACGAAGAUGAGGAGCAGGUGCCAGAGCCAUACUUGCUGGAGCUCAGCAGCCAUGGUAUGGUUUCACAGUGGGCGCCCUUCUCCUCCUAUUUGGGCAGCGACCUGAAGCUCACCGCCCCGCUGGCCUCGCCUCCGGGUCCUCUGUUUGCGCUGCCUCCGGAUUCGGCCAAGCGGAUGCCAGAAGGCUUCAUCGCGUUGUCCGUGCAGCACCACGAGUCCGUGAGCGAUGCCACGGCCAUCUCUGUGGGGAGGUAUUUCUAUUUCGAUGCGGCGGACUAUCCCAGCUUCGAGUUCACGAGCUACCCGUGCACCUGUGAGCUUUGGCGCCACGGACGCCUUCACUGGACUGGGCAGGUGCAAUUGAGUUUGGGCUCCUAUGGCGCCGUCGACCUUGAGGAUCUCGCGUGCGCGGCCGGGCGCCGGGCACCGGCCAGCGAGUCGCGACCUGGAGACUUCGAGGUGGGGGACCUGAUCUUUGUGAUCGGCUUCCACCGGAACUGGGCCGUGUCGGUGGGAGAGCACACGCCCUUCGAGGAGAAUCUCCGUGGCUACCAGCGGAUGCUGAGAGUUGGCAAGAGCGGCGCAGCAAACAGAGAUGAACUUGGAGAUUUAGGCCUCCGAAUCCACUUGGACACGGAGGUGGAUGAGGCCGAGCUGGCGAAGGUUCGCCCCGUCGAGAAGGUCCUGGAGCCUGCUGGGCCGUUGGACCAGCGGCUUGGGGCGGCGAACUUGUCCCGUGAGAACAGUCUGGCGCUGGCGGGCCUCGAUGAGGUCGCCGAGGAAACGCUCGAGAACCGCGACGGAGACGCCGGCCCGGCGGUGGCUGCGGUGCGGAGCAGCUUCGCGUGGGCGGCCAGGAGGAAGGAGUUGCUCAGUGGCGGAUUGAAGAGCGUUCAGAACCGAUGGGAGAUCUUGAACCUUUAAGCUUUAGUAGCCAGAAGUUUCGGCCACACGUCGGACACCAGUGAGACCCCCUGCACAUGGCAUUUAGCAGACGCC
Messenger RNA from Durusdinium trenchii, 2781 nucleotides. The record is from the annotation of a GenBank genome assembly. NCBI's taxonomy places the organism in Eukaryota, Dinophyceae, Suessiales, Symbiodiniaceae.